Molecule: messenger RNA, 5338 nt
Organism: Linum trigynum
Lineage: Eukaryota; Viridiplantae; Streptophyta; Magnoliopsida; Malpighiales; Linaceae
Source: the annotation of a GenBank genome assembly
AAAGAAAAAAAUUAACACUCCUGGACCCGUUUAAAUCCACAUGUGUACGGUAAGUUGGCCCGUUCCACAGAGGAAAAGAAAAAAAUUGACACUCCCUAUUCUACUCUUCCUACAAACGCUCCUGGAGCAGGAAAUUUGAAAUGGGGGAAGAGUUUUUUCCUCUCUGCGAUUAUAUGUUUUUAAUUUAAAAAGAUACAACAAAUGUACUUAGUGUGAUUGGUUAUGAUCUUUGCUUUUUUUUAAAGUGGUCAUGGUUCGAAUCCUAGUAACCUACUUUCACUAUGGAUGCAUGAAAUUUGAAAAGUAAGUCCGGUAUAAAAAAAAAAAAAACAACCCAUAUUUACGAUUUGGAUAAUAAAGCAUCCAAACCGAAACAUAAAAAGUGAAAUCCUACCAUUGCCCCAGACUAUCCCUUUUUAUGUUUCCUCUUCCUUGGAAUCUCAUCCUCCAUAUCCACCCACUGAAAAACCUUAUGAACAAUUCCCUUCAUUGAUUACUCGACUUCCCCUUCCCAUUUACUCUUUCUACCGUUUUCGCCCUGCCAACUCGAAUUGCCAUGGACGGACUGAGAACCUCUCCUGCGACCUCAAACCAUCAAAUCAAACCGUUGACCCAAUCAAACGGGUUUUAAAAGCUGGGGUUCCGCCUAUAACCAUCACCACUCACCACUGUAUAUCAAGAGACCUUCCACCUUUCUUAGCAUCUUACGAAGUUCAUUCUUCUGGAUGGAGUUCGUAUUCAUUCUAAAUGGGCCUACGAUUAGGCUGGUGUCCUUGGCCCACAUUCAAGCCCAACUGAUAGACUUGGGAUGGUGCGGCGGGAAUAUAUAUACGCUCGCGGUUCAGGGACGCGAGAUUCUUACCCCCAAUAUUUUCCUUCCCGCCCCCACAAAAAUUUGAACAUCAAUCUCCGGUUUUACUCGCCAAAAUUGCAGACCUCGGCACGCAAAAAUCAAGCUGGUACUGAUACUUCCCAACGCCAUCUCCAUGACUCCAUCCAUCAUCAAAGGAUAAACAGAGCGCCAGUUGAUCCGCUUCCCUCCUCGGCCUUCCAUUUGCUCUUCUUAUACAGCCGUCUCCCAGAUCUGUGAGUAGAUUCCCCAUUUCCCUCUGUUCCUUUCCUUGAAUCGGUGAGCUGGGUUUUCGAUUUUGUGGUUGAUUCCGAAGGUGGGUCUCUUGGGUUUUGCGUAGUUGGUUUCAUUUGAUAGGGUUAACGAUGGCGGGGGAAAAUAUGACCGGUGGGGUUUCUAAGCCGCGCCAAGCCCUAGGGGACGUGACGAAUCAGCCACUGAAGAGAGGGUUUUCGUCGAUCUAUGGCGAUUCAGGGUUGAAAGGUGUCGAAAGUUUCGAGAUUUCAGGUUUUGCAAAGCAGGUGUGUCUAGGAGUGGAGAAUUUGGUCAGGGAUAAGUGCGAAUCUGGGUUUAAGACUACAGGUGACGGUAAGGGGAAGGGUGUUCUGCUUCUUAAGAAAGACGGGCAAGGUCAUGAUUUGGACCCUGUUGACAGUGAUAUCGGAAGUGGCGAUGGACUUGAGAAUGUAGUUUCCUUGGUCUUAGAGCAACACCCAAGUGAAACCAAAGAAGCAUCUAACCACAUAGAUGGUGGUGUUGAUGUUGUUGAGAAAGGCGUGGGAGAAAUUGGAGAUGGGUCAAGAGAUAGCUGUGGAUCUAGCAGGACUGAUAGUGAUGAUGAUGCGAGGGUCUCUUACAAUGUGUCACUGAGCCAAUCAGUUGCUGAGGAGUUUGGCGGUAGUCAAGGUUUGACUAGUGAGUGCAGGGAUCCCGGUGUUGAUGGGUUGGAAGGUGAGAAAACUGAGCUUCAUGAGAGCUCAUUGUUGCUCAGUUCCCAGAAUUCGAAAUCCUUUCAGUUGGAUAGAUGCACAAGGUUUGAAGAAAGCAGUGGAGGUGCCUGUGCUAAUGCAGACUUGGGUGCCGACUUCAUGAAAACGUGUUCUUGUUCAUUUUGUUUGACAGCUGCUUUUAUGUGGUCUGACCUCCACUACCAAGACAUCAAGGGUCGAUUAUCUUCAUUGAAGAAGAGUCAGAAAGAAGCUAGCAUCUUGGUGAACAAGUUUUCCAGGGGAAGGCAGGCUGAAGUUCCCAAUCAAGGAAAUGCCAGUAACUCACUUCAGUUCGAGACUGACUUGACUUCGCAAUGGAGAUCACUCUUUCAGCACAUGGAGGAUAUAUUUGCUCAUGAAAGCUGCCAGAUUGAAAAGAACUUCCUUGCGCUGAAAGAUUUGAGAGAGAGUUGCAAGAUGGACCUGGCGAAGACUAAGGGUGUGCCUCCAGAACACCGUUAGCUGCUUACUCUACUGUAACUUUGGCGAAUGUAAGAAAAGCGUUUUACUUGAAAUCCUUUGUAGUUUCUGUUGUUUGUAUUUGCUUAUCCCGUGUGGUAUCACAAACUCAUUUGAGGCGUGCUUCUUCGGCCACUAGUGGGCUGUACUCUGUAUACACAGAAAUUGUACCAUUUGUUUUCAUGGUUACGAUCAUAAUGAGUGAGAUAUUGAAAUGCAGGUUCUGGAAUUAAAAUCUCUGCCCUUUUCAAUUUUCUCCAGCUCUUUGAAUCUGUCAUGUUUAUUUACUUCUCAACCUUAUUGGUUUCCCCCUUUCUAAUUAGAUGGAUCACCUCUAGAACGCUCUAUUAUUUUGAAUUGUUGUUCAACAACUAGAUGUUCUGCAUACCUCAAAGUUAUGAACAGUUUGCUGUCAAUUUGUUGAACCAGAUGUUAGAAAACUUCUGCAAUGUUCUCAUGCCUUGUAGGGGAGUUGACUUGCUCAGGUUUCUUUGCCUUCUGUCUUUGGAGGGUUUAAGGUUGGAAGGCCGACCAAGUAACAGGUUGUUUGUGUCACCAAACAUGCUGUCUGGCCUUGAAAGAUCGGAAUUCUUGAAUUGAAUAAGCAUAUGUGUCUGUCAAGAUGUAGGUAAUGACAUUGAUUUUCAGGUGGAUUGGUGUGAAAUGAAGCUGGAAGGAGGGGAAUAGUAAUUACUUAUGGAAGGAAGUAAACUUGUUUAGAUGGUGGUGGUUAUAAUCUGAUUGCUUGUGCAGUUGUGCAUGUUUUAAUUUGGUGGCAGAGCAGAGAAGCAAACACACUAUAGGAGUUUCUUUUCCCAACAAAGCUAGAGCCUAAUAGGUGGUAAUCUUUAUUAAUCCUAUCUAUGAUGGUUUAAAAAGGCACUCUUAAACUUAUGGUUAGGCAUAGUUUGGCGUUAGGCAACGCCAAAAUGCAUUUUCUAGCGAUUCUGUAGUAAGUUAGAUAUCUAGAAUCAGAAUGCAAAAACAACGUAAGGCGACACCUAGAUGCUGUCUAUGCAUAAUUAAAUAGAGCUAUGCAUUCAAUAUAAGAGGAAAUUAACCAUCUACAAACUCAAUCUUCUAUCUCAAUCAUUUCAAUAGAUCAAAACUUUGUGAGCUAUUGAGCUAUGAAUGUAUGAACUUGUGAUCUAUUUUUAUUGUUGUUAAUCAAGCGAAUUAAAGUGGGGGAAGUAUUUCAGAUUGUUAUUUUAUCCAUCAUGUCGUCUAAGUGGGACUAGGCGCUAGGUAAGACCCAAAACUGCUGUUGCCUUAGGCCUAGCACGUUCUUGAACCUUGCUAUCGAUCAUAAUCGAACGGUCAACAAAUGACAUUGAGGUAAAUUACCACUAAAUGUGUAGUCGAUUGGAUCAUCCGAAGAGAAAGUUGCAAAAUUUAUCUGAAAUACUCUCCUGAAUUGUAUAUUUUUCGGAGUGUGCUUGAAAUGAUGUAAAAUGUCCCAUAAAAUUAGGUAGGCUAAACUUUGAGCAAUUUGACUUUUGGGUAUAAUAAUUUCAGAUAAUGAUGAUAGACCACUCAGUUGACACUACCUUAAAACUCCCCACCAAUAAUGGCAGUGCAGCAGCCAACCUCAUCUCCUCCCCAAAAACAAGUCCCAAUCUCCAUGGGAGUGGUUGUGGUGCUCUCAUGACUGCCACUAAUCUAUUGGUUUAAGUUCUAGCUGCUCUUUAGUAACUUAAUAGGCUGGUGACAGCAUAAGCUGCCAUACUUAUCUUGCAAAAAAAAUUAAGUUAUCUUAGGUGAGUUGGAAGUUGGAACUGCAUAUCUAUAAACUGAAGUGUUCAUAGAAAAGAUUUAAUGAGUGUGUUUGGCUUGGUGAUUUGGAGAAUGGAUGCUGCUAAUUUUUUUUAAUCCAUUGUAUGAUAGUUUGUAUGAUGUUAAAUGAGGCAUGCUUGUUAAAACAUUGUUUCCAAUUCUACUUGCAGUUUCAUUGAUUUUCUAACAAAGUCAGUUUUUUUUUCCUUGUCGACCUUAACGAUAUGAGUUUGGCAAUCUGUUUCAACUAUUGCUGAAGCAGCCGACACUCUUUCUUCAGUAGCCUUUCUCACGAAGAUUACUUGUUUGUGCUUCAGCUCGUUCUAAAACAUAUUUUCGAGUUCUUCUUAUACUAUAUAUUCGAAACUGUAUUAUUUUGAUUUGUGCAAUGAAAUUUUCAUUAUAUUCAUAGUUGUGAUGGAUUGUAUAUGAUUGUUUAGUGGGUUUGAGAAAGCGCCAUUGAUGAGGCCUAAUAAGAAUAUUUGUUUUUGUGGGGCAAAACAAAGAUGAAUAUUGACCAACUAAACAAAGCAAAGCAAAGAAGCUGAUAAUUGAUCACUUAUUAUUAGGGAGGAAGUGGCAUUAGGGUGUGCCACGUCUCUCCCUCACCAGCAACAAUUUCCCUUUUUUUAUAUUUGUUAUCCGAAUUCAGAAUUGACAUUUGUGAAUAAGGUCAACUCCAUAUAUAACCUUUUUUUUUUUUGGGUUUGUGGUUCUUUUAUUUUUAUAAAUAAAUAAAUUCCACUCAUUAUCUCGUUUUCAUCCAUCCCCACGCCGCUGAUAAAUUAUACAGAAAAAUUAGGUUCUGCUGCUUGACCUCUUCUUUCUUAUCCUAUUUCUGUUCGUGGCCAGAAAUUUAUGUUCAAUCUCAAAGGGGAAGAAUCACUGCUAGGAAAAAUUGAGAAUAUUUUGUAUGGUCUCAAAUUUAAUUUGGAAGAUGGGUCUCGAGAAGAUGAAUCGACAAAAAACAAAUUGUGCUUUGAUUGAUCCACCAAGUUGUUCCACCAUAUAUAUAUACAUCCGAGUUACAUAUCUGUUGACGUCAUUCGAUAAAUACUUACUUUUGAUUGUGAAAAACGUCUAACUCGUAUAUGUAGAUAAAACCAAAUUUCGGAGUUGGCCAUUCAACUACUAAAAUAACCAUAAGAGGAUUGAUAAUAAUAUAAACAAACCCUCCAUGGUAGAAGUCAAAUGGAGGGAGCUAGGAAGCUUCUUCUAACAAGUUACAAGAAAGAUAUACUAAACCCAAUAAACCCCUAAUCUAACA